Messenger RNA from Pseudo-nitzschia multistriata, 2203 nucleotides. The record is from the annotation of a GenBank genome assembly. NCBI's taxonomy places the organism in Eukaryota, Bacillariophyta, Bacillariophyceae, Bacillariales, Bacillariaceae.
AGGAAGCAUUCGCAACGCAGCAAGAGCAGCAGCAGAAAUACCAGCAGAAGCAACAGCAGAAGUGGUAGUGAGAAAGCAGCACUACCUCGGAGGCACACAACACUUUUUGUUCCUCGAAGACCCAGACCGAAAACGAACCCGGCAACACAACGUUUGUUCCGUGGUUGCAAAACAGACGUUCCGUCAGUUCUUUUCGUCCCUUGCGGUUGUUGUUUGUUGUUGUUGGGUCGCUUUUCCGAUGGCGUCUUCCACCGAACCGAUCGAUUCGGCCCUGUUGGCGGCCCUUAGGGAUCCCCGCGAGCGGCUCGGUCUGCUGAAGCUGGAGCAGGCCCUGAUCGACUUUCUCGAGAAGCAGCCACAGGACAAGUACGUUGACAUUGGCGGUCCGUACAACUCAACGGUGAUCUCCCCCUCUCUUGGCUGCAUCGGACAGCCACAGCAGCAGCAGCAGCAACAACAACAACAACCGCCACAGGCCCUAGCGGAUACAAGCCCAACGGGCACCAGCACGAGCACCAGCACAACAACCACAACCACAAGCUCCACCACGAACAACGGAAGGCCCCAGACGACCUUCCAGCGGUGCAUCCUUCACAGAAUCUGCGACCGUUUUGGCAUGACCCGAGAAAACUCCUACACGGCCGAUGCCCACGGAUGCUACCUCAUCCGCGUCUGCAAGGGUCCCGACUCGAAGAAACCUUCCCGCCGGCUGCUCCACGUCAAGGAGUCCGAGUACCAGACCGGAGCGGGUUCCAAUUCGUUCCCUGGUCAUUCGAACCCGCAUUCCAAUUCCAAUUCGAACCAGAACCCCGGUUCCGGUUCCGGUUCAAACCCGAACCAUCUGAACCAGCUCUCCUCGGCCUUUCACCAGAUGAAUCUAUCCCCUGCACCAAGCCCCCACUCCUCCUCUUCGGGGGGACCGGGCCCCGUUGGGAUUGGAAACCCAAAGGCAGGCUCCAAGGGCAAGAAGAAAAUGAAAAUCAUGCGGCGCUCGAGCAGCAACGUCUCGAACAGCUCGGGCGGCAGCGGCAGCGGAAGCAACGGCAACAAUGGGAGCGGCAGGGCCAAGCCUGCGGGGGCCGCCAAGAAAGGAAGCACCCUCAGCGAGAAGGAACGAAAGUACGCGGAGGCAAGGGCCCGGAUUUUCGAGCAGCAGGACGACCAACCCGCAGACCAUCGGGCCUCUUCUGACGGAUCGGAAUCGAAUCCGAAUGCGAAUCCGAAUGCGAAUCCAUCGACCGGAGGGAUGGCAGCGAACCACCCCACUUCGAGCCACUACGACAGUAACAGCGGGCAAAACCACGACAAGAACGGUGGCAGCAGCAGCAACCUGAACGGCGGAGUCUCUGCGGCACCCCUGCACACCAAUUCCAACGCGUCUCUCAAUUCCUUGGCCUCCAACCAGAGCACCAGUGAUGGCGAUCGCGACCAACAGCAGCAGCAGCAACAGCAACACCACCAGCCACCCAGCAGAAGCAAAGCUACCUACCGAAACCGACAGCAAGAAGAGACGGAUCCUGACUUUCGGCGUGGAGCCGGCCUGCAGCUACAGCAACCCACGCCGUACACCCAGGCACAUGCCGCUGCUGCCGCGGGGUACGCCAGUUCCGGGGGAGGCCGGGGAUCCGGGACGAUGUACUACCCGGGAAGUACCGGGAGCCACCACCGGGUCGGCUACGGCUAUGGGCAGCCGCAGCACCAGCCACUACAGCAGCAACACCACCAGCACCACUAUUCCUACCACCCUUCCCAGCAGCCCCAACAACACUACCAGCAACAGCAACAGCAACAACAACAGCACUAUAGCGCGCAGCAACACAGGCCGCAAUCGGCCCAAUAUUAUCCCGGGGCGGCGGUGUCGUCCUCGCACACCGGACACCCCGCGGCCGGCCGGGGGUACGGACGGGGGAACCCACACUACCAGGUGCAGCGGCGGCACCAGGAGCAGCACUACCCCGCCCUUUCGUCGUCAACGGCGACAAGGAAGUGAACGAAUCAAUCGAUCAAUCAAUCAAUCAAUCAAUCAUCGAGGCAAACGAAUCGGGGAACCCUGCGGACGACAGAGGGUAGCAUCGAGCUAGUUUGGGGAUGCACACAACAACAACAACAACAACAACAACAACACUUCACUGCACUAGGAAAGGAUGACGAACCGACGGACAGAAGGAGGAAACGAAGGAAGGAAGAAACACACUAUGCACAU